CUCAGUGAGCUGUAAGCUGCAUAAGCCUUUGAUAAUUCUCAUACACUCCUUGAGAAAAUUUUGAUGUUCACAAGAUACUAAAUUAAUCUUGGGGGCUUGGAUCUUUAAAUGAAAGCCCUGUACAGGAGCAAUAAAUCUUGUAGAUCAUUCAGUAGUUUGCAUCGCAGAAGCAUUUCAUUGAUUAGCACUGCUGAAGUUGAGCCACCAACCCAAGAAGCAGACAAUGUUUGGGUAUGUACCAGAGCUGAUUUUUUGCAGAUUCAGCAAUCCCUCAUUCGAAAAUGCGCCAAAAAGCGAGCAUUUAUGCAAGGCAAAUCCUGCCAUGCACAGAUAAUUCACUUUGGUUUAGAAGCAGACACUUUGACUUCAAACAUGCUGAUUAAUAUGUACUCCAAGUGUGGCGUUGUGCGUUACUCUCGCAAAGUGUUCGAUGAAAUGCGUCUUAGAAGUGUGGUUUCGUGGAACACUGUGAUUGCAGCGCACACUCAAAAUGGGAGUGGAGAAGGGGCUUUAGACCUUUUUGUGAGGAUGCUGAGAGAAGGGUCGGAGUUCAGCGAGUUUGCGCUGUCAAGUGUGCUGUGUGCUUGUGCGUCCAAGAUUUUGGCUUUUGAGAGUAAACAAUUGCAUGCUUUUUCUAUUAAGGCAUCAAUGUCUUUCAAUGCGUUUGUGGGCACUGCUUUGCUUGAUGUUUAUGCUAAGUGCCAUCUCAUCAAUGAUGCUCUUCGGGUGUUUGAAUCCAUGCCGGAAAAGAGUGAUGUUACUUGGAGUUCAAUGAUGGCUGGGUUUGUACACAAUGAGCUUUAUGAGGAAGCUUUAGGUUUGUUUCUAAGGGCACAAAGGUCUCAUGCAGCAACUAGUAUGUUCACCAUAUCUUCGGUCCUUAGUGCCUGUUCUGCCUUGGCCGCACUAAUAGAGGGGAAACAAGUGCAUGCCGUGGUGUAUAAAAUCGGUUUUGGUGCAAAUGAAUAUAUUACGUCAUCGCUUGUAGAUGUGUAUGCUAAAUGCGGAAGCAUUAAAGAGUCUCAUGAUGUUUUUUCUAAUGUGGAGGAGAAGAAUGUCGUUCUGUGGAACACGAUGAUAUCUGGUUUUGCUAGACAUUCCAGAUCUUUAGAGGCUAUGAUAUUAUUUGAGAAAAUGCAGCAGAUGUUUUUGUUCCCAAAUGAGGUAACUUAUGUUUCUCUGUUAUCUGCAUGUGCUCAUAUGGGGUUGGCUGAAAAGGGGCGCAAAUAUUUUGACAUGAUGAAGAAAGAACAUAACUUGUCUCCCAAUGUCUUUCACUACUCAUGCAUGGUUGAUAUUCUUGGCAGGACUGGACAGCUUAAUGAAGCUAAGGAUUUAAUUGACAAAAUGCCAUUUGAGGCUACAGCUUCCAUAUGGGGGUCACUCUUAGCUUCUUGCAGGGUUCAUCGGAAUGUUGAGUUGGCAGAGGUCGCAGCUAGAAAAUUGUUUGAGAUUGAACCUAAUAAUGCAGGGAAUCAUGUGCUGCUUUCCAACAUAUAUGCUGCGGAUGGGAGGUGGGAGGAUGUUGCAUCUGCAAGGAAGGUUCUUAAAAGUAGUGAAGCUAAGAAGGAGAGAGGUAAGAGUUGGAUCGAAAUUAAAGACAAAGUUCACUCCUUCAUGGUUGGGGAGAGGACUCAUCCACAGAUUGCUGAGAUAUAUUCAAGAUUGAAUAACUUGCUGGACGAGAUGGAAGAACUGGGAUUCAAAGGCUACAUUGAACAUGAUCUGCAUGAUGUUGAAGAUGAUUACAAGAGGGAACUACUAAAGCAUCAUUCUGAGAAGCUUGCUUUUACUUUUGGGUUAAUGUACUUACCUUCUUAUGCACCUAUAAGAAUAAUGAAGAACCUAAGGAUCUGUGGGGAUUGCCAUGAAUUUAUGAAGGUUGCUUCUACCCUCACAAGGAGGGAAAUUAUUGUCAGGGACAAUAACCGGUUCCACCAUUUUAGGGAGGGAUACUGCUCAUGCGGAGAUUUCUGGUAGUAGACAUUUGCAUAAGAAGCUUGUGGUGAAUUACUUUAUCCUCCUUAACACAAUGCCUGUGAUUCGGGCAUUGAAUGAGUACGCUGAUUCUUGUCAUUUAGAAUGGAGCCAUCCCCUGCCUUGUGAAAUGAGUUUCUUUGGCUUGCGAAAUUCAAGAUAAGGAAGUAUUGGAACGCUUACUACUGAACUCAGUAGAUCGCCUCUCUCUAUGCCUCUACAUUUGGUGAAUCCAU
Messenger RNA from Sesamum indicum (sesame), 2213 nucleotides. Its product is annotated as Pentatricopeptide repeat (PPR) superfamily protein. Gene Ontology annotation, molecular function: RNA binding; protein binding; zinc ion binding. Gene Ontology annotation, biological process: RNA modification. NCBI's taxonomy places the organism in Eukaryota, Viridiplantae, Streptophyta, Magnoliopsida, Lamiales, Pedaliaceae. The record is from RefSeq and is a predicted model, not a curated record.